Molecule: messenger RNA, 1342 nt
Organism: Patella vulgata (common limpet)
Lineage: Eukaryota; Metazoa; Mollusca; Gastropoda; Patellidae
Product: queuine tRNA-ribosyltransferase accessory subunit 2
Exons: 12
Coding region: 89-1291 (400 amino acids)
Molecular function (GO): tRNA-guanosine(34) queuine transglycosylase activity
Source: RefSeq, a predicted model, not a curated record
CUAAUACCGAAAAGCGGAAGCACAUGUUUGUUGUUUACCUCUGAGAAGUGGUUAGCUGUACUAAUAAUAAAAGAAUCUGGAAUCUUAAAUGAUGAAGUUUGUUUUGAAGAAUGUUAAAAAUGGUUGUAGAGCUGGUGUUAUAUCUGAGUUAGGGAAUCAUCCAGAUAAAACAGUUGAUACACCAUUCUGUAUGCUAUAUACAAGAGGAGGCAGUGCUCCACAUCUUUCAAGGGAUGUUUUGAACAGAUUGAAGAAUUUGCCAUUAGUAGCACACAUGCCUUUGAAUAUACUAGCAGAUCACCAUGAAGCUGUGAGGAAGUUUCAACAUGGAAUAGGAAAAUUUGCAGCCAUGAAAGAUUGGAUAGUUUAUUGUUCUCUACACGAUCCAUCAACCCUAGUUAAAUCAGGUUAUAAUGAUAAAAUUGGCGUCUCGGUCUGGGGAAAAGGUGGAAAGUUAAAGCUAGAUACUGAACUAUUUAUGAAAAUUCAAGAAUCAUUUCAACCCGAUAUUUACCAGGCGUUGAGUGAUGGUGAUACUGAUAUAAACUCGACUAGAAAAAGAUGUAUAAAAGUAGUGGAUAGAACUUUAUCUUUCCUAGAUUCAAUAGUUGAUAUACACAGCAAGUCAGAGAGGUUGAAGAAAACUGCUAUAUUUGGUUCUAUUGUUGGAGGUUAUAAUGAAGCAGAGAGAGUUCGAUGUGUUAAAGAAACAAUAUCUAGACCUGUGCAAGGAUUUGUUAUUGAAGGGUUUUUCAAUCCUGGACCAGAUACUGAACAUUUCCAGAUAAAUGAGUGUGUUAACUUAUUACAAAAAAUAAUAGAAUUUCUACCUGUUGAUAAACCACGUUUAAUGCAGUCAGUAUGGCCACCUGAUGCGGUGAUACAGGCGUAUGAAUUAGGAAUUGAUAUAUUUGACAGCUCAUAUCCUUAUAUGGUAACAGAAAGAAAUUCGGCAUUAGUUUUUACUUACAAUAUACCCACAGAGGAAACCGAGGGUGAAGAAUUACCAGAUACAUUUGAAAUUAAUUUAAGUGAUAAAAAAUAUUUUGAUGAUUUUAGUCCCUUAUUAAAAGAUUGUAAAUGUUUUACCUGUGAAAAUUAUACAAGAUCUUACGUUAAUCAUCUGUUAAACACUACAGAACUUUUAGCUAGUAUUUUACUCAUGAUCCAUAAUUUUCAUCAUUAUUUUGAGUUUUUUGAAUCACUAAGAAGAUCAAUAUCAGAUGGGAAGUUAGAAGAGUUGAAGAAAUUAAUAAAUAAACAGAAGAAAUUACCCUCUGUUGAAAGAUGAUGAUCAUUACAUUAAUAAAUAUUGUAAAUAAAUAAAUAUUUUAUACUAUAA